Mercenaria mercenaria is the source of this 1154-nucleotide messenger RNA. RefSeq names its product glutathione S-transferase P 1. Lineage: Eukaryota; Metazoa; Mollusca; Bivalvia; Venerida; Veneridae. Gene Ontology annotation, biological process: glutathione metabolic process. Gene Ontology annotation, cellular component: cytosol. The transcript is spliced from 8 exons. Bases 59 to 748 code for a protein of 229 amino acids. Gene Ontology annotation, molecular function: glutathione transferase activity. The record is from RefSeq and is a predicted model, not a curated record.
GACCACAAACAAGGAGAUUUUCUUAUUUUAGCCUUUAUAUUGAUCAAAUCCGCAUUAUAUGUGCAGCGUUCUAAAUAUAACACAGGCACAAGGAACGCGAAGAAGGAUAGCACGCGAGAAAACGAUGGCAAAGUAUCAGCUGCUUUAUUUUCCGCUGAGGGGUCGUGGCCAGGCUACACGAUAUUUGUUUAUAGAUAAGGGGAUAGAAUAUGAGGAAAUCAAUACUGGAAAUAAUUGGGUCGAAAACUUCAAACCAAAGAUGCCAUUUGGUCAAGCCCCCUUGUUGAAAGACUUGGAAAACGGUUUUGAAAUUGCACAGUCGAAUUCUAUGAUCCGGUAUCUUGGGAGAAAACAUGGUUUGUAUCCUGAAGAUAUCAAAGAAGCUGCGAAAGUGGAUAUGAUAUGCGAUCAUAUUGAGGAUAUUAGAGGACCCUAUGUCAGAAUGAUUUAUCAGAACUAUGAAAACGGCAAAGAUGAUUUUGUCAAAAGUCUUGAAGAAAAGCUUCAAUACAUUGAGAAGCUAUUCAAAGCUUGGGGGACUGAUUACAUUGCAUCCAAGAUAUCGUUCGCUGAUUACAAUUUAUUAGAUUUGCUGGACGACCUUGUGAUCUUGUCUGCAACUUGCCUAGACGCUUUCCCAACAUUGAAGGCGUAUUACGACCGCAUGGCUUCACGCCCAGCUCUGAAGAAAUACCGUGAGUCGGAAGAAUUUAAGAAGAUGCCCGUCAACGGAAACGGAAAACAGUAAUUAUGUACAUCAGUGAUCAGUGACGUCACGAUUCAUGUAAUCGGAAAUGACAAAAUAAUACUGCUAGCGUCUUGGUGGACUGAAACGACGCAAGUGUUAAAGUCAUCACUAGCUUUAUCAAAUAUUGUAAAAUAAACGUAACCUACACGAAUAAAACAACAACGAUGAAAUAAUUAUGUGAACAUACGCUGUGUUUGUUGCAAUUUCAUGAUAAAGUCUGUGUCACACCGUUUGUUAGGAUAGCCGUUUUCUUAAGUGUAUAGAAUGCAACGAAAAGUUGUUUAUAAUUUUUACUUUUGUUGGCAGCUCACAUUUCAUCUGUUUAAGUUUACUUCAUAGUACUGAUUAAUUUGUGUUACCCUGUUAAGAAGUAUAGCUAGAUCUUAAUAAAGGUGACAGGAAUAUG